AUGGCUUCAUUCGAGUAUUCUCGCCUCAAUUUGGAGCGGCCGUCGUUCCGUCUCCUCAGACUCGUCGCCGGCCAUGGCCCAACAAUCGAAUGCGAAAUAUUCCAAUCCUUCGUCGCCACCGCCGGGGGAAUCCCGUACGAAGCGCUGUCCUACACUUGGGGCGGCAACGAUAAGCCCGAGACCAUCGUUGCCAACGGGAGGAGGCUAGCCGUGACCAUCAACCUCUACCAAGCCCUCAACCACCUACGAUUACCACACUGCGACCGAAUACUUUGGAUUGACGCACUAUGCAUCGAUCAAGAAAACUCGCGAGAACGAAACCAUCAGGUCAGCCAGAUGACAGACAUCUACAAAAACGCCGAUUUUGUCAUCUAUUGGCUGGGACAACCUACGUACGCCACCAAUGUAGCACUCGAUUCGCUCAAAACCCUAGAGACGCUGUCUGCGUCCGUCGCGUGUAGGGAUUGGACCACAACGGACGGGAGAUGGCAAUGGCUUUGGUCGACCUGCCAGUCGCGACUGGCCAAAAAAUACCCUGAUCUGAUCCAGAACCAGCGAAAGGGGCUACAGGAUCUUCUGGAGCGGCCCUGGUUUGAAAGAGUCUGGAUCAUACAGGAAGUGGCCAAUUCAAGAAGGGGCGUUGUGUGCUGUGGUGCCAAAUCCGUCUCUGCUCGUAUCUUCGCUCUCUCAUGCUACCUCUUUGCCUUCAAGCCUUCCAACCAAGCACAGGCUAUUCUCGACAUCAUGCCAUCCCACCCAGGCCGAGACUCAUUGCGAGGCCAGAAGCAUGAUCUGUACACCCUCUUGUGCAUGUUCCAUUCCAGCAAGGCGCAGGACCCAAGGGACAUGGUGUACGCCCUGCUGGGUAUUGCCUCGGACCCGAAUCUCAGGGAGUUGUUGAAGCCCGACUACGAGAAAACGGAGCGAGAUGUGAUUAGGGGCUGCGUUGCAUACUUUUGCAAACUGGAUAUCGAAAACUUGCCUGAUUUCACCGCGGGCUACUGGAAUGGGAUGAUCGAUGAUGAGACCAUGCACGGAUUCCUCAAGUGUAUUUAUUCAUUGUAUGUGGCUGCUAUGGACCAGCAUCUGAGGGCACCUAUUGAAGACGACACGGAAAAAUUCAUUAUUAACAAGGGCCAUCAUGUCCGUAUUACGAACGAGAUGCUGGUCCAAUGCGGUAAACUCGGAGUAGAGUCAUCAAACAUGCUGGAGCUACUCAUAAAGAGCCAUGCAAGUCAGGCCAUGCUCGAAAACGCCGCAAGGAACUGGCAGAACCUAGAAUGGCUUGAUCUCCUUCUCCGCAUUGAGCCGGACCGCGUCAUAGACCCAGAGCCGAUCCUCAUAGCGGCAACGAAGAAUCCCAAGUCUAAGCAGGUUUUGUGUCGGAUUAUAGAGGCGCGCAGGGAUGUAUCGCGCCUCACCACCGCGGUUCUAAAUGCUGCGGCAGGUGCACCUUAUCCAGACACCGCACUGCUUGCUUUAUCCAGUAUGUUCGUAGACGAGUUUACCGUCACGGAGGAUAUGAUUUUGAUUUUGGAGGAAAACGGUUCGCCGCGAAGCCACACGGCUUUGAAGCAGAUCGCACAUCAUCCAAGCGUCUCGCCAGAUUUGAAACUGCUCAUCGUGGAUGUUGCUAAACGGAAGUUUCGAAAGGAAGGCACUGAAAUCAAUUACGAAGACACAAUGGCUGUUUAG
Molecule: messenger RNA, 1695 nt
Organism: Clonostachys rhizophaga
Lineage: Eukaryota; Fungi; Ascomycota; Sordariomycetes; Hypocreales; Bionectriaceae
Source: the annotation of a GenBank genome assembly